CCUGCAAUGUCAGCUUCUAACUGGACUUUGGUACACCCUUCCACCUUCUUCUUGAUAGGAAUACCAGGCCUGCAACAUGCUCACCUUUGGAUUUCUAUCCCUUUCUGCUGCAUCUACAUCCUGACAUUCCUUGGGAAUUGCCUCCUCUUGGCAAUUAUCAAGGCUGAGCCAAGCCUCCAUGAGCCCAUGUACCUCUUCCUGUCCAUGCUGGCUACAGCAGACUUAGUGGUCACGACCACGAUCGUGCCCCAAAUCCUGAGCAUUUUCUGGUUUGACAACGGAAAUAUCCAUAUCAACGGCUGCCUCCUCCAGAUCUUUUUGCUCCACUCCGUCUCCACUAUGGAGUCGGGCUUCAUCCUGGCCAUGGCUUUUGAUCGAUAUGUGGCAAUAUGCAAGCCAUUGAGGCAUUCGGCACUUCUGACCAAGGACGUCAUUUCAAGAAUCGGACUGGCCGUUGUGAUACGGGGAGCCCUACUCCUGAGCCCCCACCCCUUCCUGCUGAGGUGGCUCCCUUUUUGCAGAGGCAACGUCAUUUCUCACACCUACUGCGAAUUCAUGGCCCUGGUGAAGUUGGCCUGUGCUGACACAACUGCCCAGAAAGCCUAUAGCCUCACGGUGGCCUUCUUGACGGGGGGGCUGGACUUAGUUUUGAUCAUCCUGUCUUACAUUCUCAUUUUCCAAGCAGUCUUCCAGCUCCCUUCCAAGGAAGCACGGGUCAAAUCUCUUGGCACCUGUGGCUCCCAUGCCGGUGUCAUCCUAGUAUUUUAUAUACCCGCCUUUUUCUCCUUUUUGACACACCGAUUUGGCCAUGUGGCUCCCCAUGUCCAUAUUUUAGUGGCAAAUAUGUACUUGCUUUUCCCUCCCUUGAUGAAUCCCAUUAUCUAUGGGGUGAGGACAAAGAGAAUCCAGCACGGCCUUUUAAAGAUCUUGUGCGCCAAAACAGCAUGA
This is a messenger RNA of Eublepharis macularius, 948 nucleotides long. RefSeq names its product olfactory receptor 52K2-like. Lineage: Eukaryota; Metazoa; Chordata; Lepidosauria; Squamata; Eublepharidae. Gene Ontology annotation, molecular function: olfactory receptor activity; G protein-coupled receptor activity. Gene Ontology annotation, biological process: G protein-coupled receptor signaling pathway. The transcript has a single exon. The record is from RefSeq and is a predicted model, not a curated record. Gene Ontology annotation, cellular component: membrane. The coding region runs from base 7 to 948 and encodes 313 amino acids.